UGCAAGACGAUUGUUUUCUUGUUUGCAUUCUACCGAUCGUGACAAAAUAGAAUAAUAACUAAAUUCUCAAUUGUCUCUUUUCAGUUUUUUAUGCAUCAUGCAUAAGGUAUAAUAAUAGAACGAGUUUAUCUUAUAUAGAAUAUAGAUAGGAUAAUUAUAUGGUUACAAAUCGAAACUUUGUACCUACCACUUGUGGGUAAAAAAUAAUUUGAAAUAAACUAUCAUAAUAUAAUAUGGAUAACUUGAAUUAUGACACUAGCUGUAAAUAUGAAGUACUUGCAGAAAUAUCUUUUCAUGCCGAUACUACAAAAAAUGAGUUUGUCAAAUUAUUAUGCAGUCGCCUUUUGGCCCGAUGUUAUCUUAAUAAAUUAGAUACUAAAUGCAUUGAACCGUCUUUAGUAUCUAAUGAAGAAGAUGAAUGUUCAAUUGUUCAAAAGCAGUUUACAAAUUUGAGUACCAAUGAAUCACAACAACAUGCUGAAUGGUAUGCUUAUUGGGAAAAAAACGGUGAACAUUUUGUAAAUGAAGCUUGGAUAAAAUUGUAUGGAAGUUGUACCCUGGAUGAUCUUCCAACAGAUAUCGAAAGUUUUUAUCAAAAUCAUAAGGAACAACAUUAUCACAUGUUAUAUUGGAAGUAUAUAAAUGAAGUAUGUCCUACUGUUCUGGGAACUACCUCUGAGAAUUCUGAUAAUGAUGAGUGUAGCUUAAAUAAUAGCAAAGGACUUGUUACUGAUGAUUGUGUUUCAAAUUUUGAUUUCCUUUACAAGUAUAAACAUUUUCAACAAGCAAACAGUAAACUUUCCAAAGCUUAUAGAGCUAUAAGUAUAAUGGGAUAUAUUUAUAAUGAUCAAAAUAUGUUUGAUACGGGAUUUGUUCAAUAUCUUAAAAAAAACAUUAUUAAGUCAACUCGUCAUCUAAAUGUGUACAGGUUUCCAAAGAUGUGUGCAACACCAACAUUUGAUGAUAAUUUGUUAUCAAGUAAUUCAAAGGAUUGUGCAAAGAGUAAAGUCAAAAGUAAAAAAGCAUUAAAAAAAGAAGAAUGGAAAGAUAUAAAAGAAAAAUGUACUAUCGAAGAAAUGGAUAGAUUGGGCUACAGUUAUUUGAAAAAUAAACCUACAUUAAUGAAGUAUUGGAAAAAAAGAUAUAUGUUGUUUUCUAAAUUUGAAAAGGGGAUAAAAUUAGAUGAAGAAAGUUGGUAUUCUGUCACUCCUGAAAUAAUUAGUGUUCAUAUAGCUGAUCGAUGUAGUUGCCAUUUAAUUGUUGAUCCCUUUUGUGGAGCUGGCAGUAACAUUAUUCAAUUUGCUAAGACUUGUGAACUUGUUAUAGCUAUUGAUAUUGAUCCAAAAAAGAUUGAAAUAGCCCGUUACAAUGCAGAAUUAUAUGGUGUUGCAGAUCGAAUUCAAUUCAUCAUUGGUGAUUACUUUGCUCUUGCGCCAACUCUUAAAGCUGAUGUUGUGUUUUUGUCCCCACCUUGGGGUGGACCUGAUCUCAUGAACCUUGAAGAGUACAAACUAAGUUACAUAAUGCCCGAAAAAGGUGGCAUAAAACAUAUGAUGAGUUUGACUCGACAAAUCACAUCAAAUAUUGCACUACAUUUACCAAAGAAUACUAACAUUUUCGAUUGUAUUCAAUCUGCAGAAGAUGGUUUUAUUGAGGUACAACAGAAUAUACUUAACUCAAGGUACAACUCUUUAACAAUUUAUUAUAGUGAACUGUAUGGACUUUGCGAUGAAGAUACUAUCACUUAUAAUGAUAGUUAGAUUAUAGAAUAUAUAGCAAUUUUGUUUAAUUGUGAAUAUUUUAUGUGAUAUUUAAUAUUCUAU
Messenger RNA from Rhopalosiphum maidis (corn leaf aphid), 1823 nucleotides. RefSeq names its product trimethylguanosine synthase-like. Gene Ontology annotation, biological process: 7-methylguanosine cap hypermethylation; 7-methylguanosine RNA capping. The record is from RefSeq and is a predicted model, not a curated record. Lineage: Eukaryota; Metazoa; Arthropoda; Insecta; Hemiptera; Aphididae. Gene Ontology annotation, molecular function: RNA cap trimethylguanosine synthase activity. Gene Ontology annotation, cellular component: nucleus. Bases 234 to 1760 code for a protein of 508 amino acids. The transcript is spliced from 9 exons.